CACAGGGUAGAGGGUGACUGUGCCUGCUGCUAACCCGGGACCACAUGGGGUUGCGCGACCGAGGCGCCGGGUGGUAUCCGCACCGCAGGCAUGGGGCCAACACACGGGACCGGUUGCUCGGGUAGCUGUCCUCCUGGCUGCGACCCUUUGCCCGGCGCCCGCCCAGUUUGGCCGAGUCACCGCCGGCUCCGGAGACGCUCCGCCGCCCUUGGCCAAUCAGAACGCCGGCCGGGGGUGCAGAGCCGUCUUUGGGCAGGCUGCGGCCGCCACGUGGGAGCCCGCCCGAGCUGAGCUGGUGCGACCAGUGAGGACCGGACCCGACCUGAUCCGAGUCACUUGCGGCGACCUCCUCUUCCCGGCGGGAUGUCGAGGAGAAUGCCCAGCGACAGCUCUACCCUGGGGCAAAGACAGAAUUCUUGGGAGUUUUCGUAAAGGUCGCGGAAGGGCGCCUUGACCUUCCUUUUCGUACGUACAUCGAACCGAAUGGUGUUAUCUUUGGAGACCCUCUACCGGGGACCAAGACUCGCCCUCCGAGGCUUUGCGGAGGUGGCAUUUGCCUGAACGGAAAUCCUCCAGAAGAUGAUUUUUAUAAACUGAGCGUACUGUUCCUGGAGUGGCCUGUUGUGAGGAUUAAAUGAGAAAAAUUGAAAAUAUUCUCUUUGGAAUGGGAAAUCCUCUUCUUGACAUCACUGCUGUGGUGGAUAAGGAUUUCCUUGAUAAGUAUUCUCUUAAACUGAAUGACCAAAUCUUGGCUGAAGAGAAACACAAGGAACUGUUUGAUGAACUUGUAAAAAAAUUCAAAGUUGAAUAUCAUGCUGGUGGCUCUACCCAGAAUUCAAUUAAAGUGGCCCAGUGGAUGAUUCAGCAGCCACACAAAGCAGCAACAUUCUUUGGAUGCAUCGGGAUAGAUAAAUUUGGGGAGAUCCUGAAGAAAAAAGCUGCCGAAGCCCAUGUGGAUGCUCAUUACUAUGAACAGAAUGAGCAGCCAACAGGAACUUGUGCUGCGUGCAUCACUGGUGGCAACAGAUCCCUUGUAGCUAAUCUUGCUGCUGCCAAUUGUUAUAAAAAGGAAAAACAUCUUGAUAUGGAGAAAAACUGGAUAUUGGUAGACAAAGCAAGAGUUUAUUAUAUAGCAGGUUUUUUUCUCACAGUUUCCCCAGAGUCAGUUUUAAAAGUGGCUCACCAUGCUUCUGAAAACAACAGAAUUUUCACUUUGAAUCUGUCUGCACCAUUUAUUAGUCAGUUCUACAAGGAAUCAUUGAUGAAAGUUAUGCCUUAUGUUGACAUACUCUUUGGAAAUGAGACGGAAGCUGCCACUUUUGCUAGAGAGCAAGGCUUUGAGACUGAAGACAUUAAAGAAAUAGCCAAAAAGACACAGGCUCUUCCAAAGGUGAACUCAGAGAGGCAGCGAAUCGUGAUUUUCACCCAAGGGAGAGAUGACACCAUACUGGCUACAGAAAGUGAAGUCACCGCUUUUGCUGUCUUGGAUCAAGACCAGAAAGAAAUUGUUGAUACCAAUGGAGCUGGAGAUGCAUUUGUUGGAGGUUUUCUGUCUCAGCUGGUCUCUGACAAGCCCCUGACUGAAUGCAUCCGUGCUGGCCACUAUGCAGCAAGUGUCAUAAUUAGGCGGACUGGCUGCACCUUUCCUGAGAAGCCAGACUUCCACUGAUGAAAAAGCAGGAAACCGCAGCCCAGGAGUACAGACACUGCCCUGAUGGCUUCCUGAGAAUUCCCAUAUUAAUAAAGAAGAAAAUUAAAUGCUACCUUUCCUACUAUAAUAAUGUUCAUCUUAAUUUAGAGGGUACAGUAGUACACACUAGAAUCUUUAUUCUCUCAGCAACCUAAAAUCGGAGGUUUAUUUCCAUAGUUUGAUAGUGCCACUUAAAUGUCAAUUAAACAGGAAUAUAACAUUUCAAUAGAAAUUUUGUUUCAUUUUUAUUACUUUGUAAAUUCAUGUGUACUUAGUAAAGUGAUCAUUUUUUUACAUUUCUGCUUUGAAUGCAGACGCAAUUUAAUAUGAUAGAUUUUUUAAAGGAAUUAAAGAUAAUAUCAGUAUAUAAAUCUUUAGCUUUUAUACAAGUAUAUUUAAUUCAGAAGUGUGUGUACAAAUAUAUAUACACACAUAUGUUCAUAUAUGUACCACAUAUAUACAUGGUAAAUGGUUAAAUAAGGUACAGAAAUAUUUAUCAUGCCAAGUUAUGCCAAGUAAUUUCUUCAGUGUGUACUCAAACAUGUAAUAAACUUUGGAUAAUUAAAUAAUUUGCCAAAUUAUAAGCUAUAUUACAAUAUUCAAGUCAUAAUCUUAUAUUUACUUAUGGUACUCUGUAAUUUGAUACAAAUAAAAACUUGUCAUAUGGGACUUUUUUUCUGUCUUUGCCCUGUGCUCUGCAAACUAAGGAAGAAAGAUCAUUGUUUAAUCCUGGGUCCUGAAAUAAUAUCUGUUUUGUUGAUGGAGACAGAAAGAACAACAUAACACAUUGAAAAAUAACUUAGUAUUAGAGACCAGUAAGCCACUGUUUUAAGGAAGACAAAAUGGU
Messenger RNA from Delphinapterus leucas (beluga whale), 2537 nucleotides. It is a transcript of the gene ADK, whose product is annotated as adenosine kinase. Lineage: Eukaryota; Metazoa; Chordata; Mammalia; Artiodactyla; Monodontidae. Gene Ontology annotation, biological process: purine ribonucleoside salvage; purine nucleobase metabolic process. Gene Ontology annotation, cellular component: nucleus; cytosol. The record is from RefSeq and is a predicted model, not a curated record. Gene Ontology annotation, molecular function: adenosine kinase activity.